Canis lupus familiaris (dog) is the source of this 585-nucleotide messenger RNA. RefSeq names its product odorant-binding protein-like. The record is from RefSeq and is a predicted model, not a curated record. Gene Ontology annotation, molecular function: odorant binding; small molecule binding. Bases 43 to 585 code for a protein of 180 amino acids. The transcript is spliced from 6 exons. Lineage: Eukaryota; Metazoa; Chordata; Mammalia; Carnivora; Canidae.
CAUCAACAGGUAACCCAACUCUGAGUGUCUCCAGAGGAGGCAAUGAGAGGUGCCGGAGACAUGAAGAUCCUACUGUUGUGUCUUGCACUCGUUUUGGCUUCUGAUGCCCAGCUACUCCUUCCUAAUGUACUGACACAGGUUUCAGGACCAUGGAAGACCUUGUAUGUAUCAUCCAACAACCUUGACAAGAUUGCGGAGAAUGGCCCGUUCAGGAUUUAUAUCAGACGUAUCAAUGUGGACAUACCAAGACUCAAAAUCUUAUUCAGUUUUUUUGUCAAGGUUGACGGAGAAUGUGUUGAAAAGUCUGUUGAGGCAUCAAUAGGACAAGACAAUCUUAUCAAUGCUCAUUAUGCUGGUGGCAAUUAUCAUCAAAUUCUUGAUGUGACCCCAAAUGCUCUCAUAGGCUAUAUUGUCAAUGUGGAUGACAAAGGGAGAAUCACAAAAUUAGCUUCCUUGGUUGGCAGAGGAGCUCAUGUUAAUGAGGAGGACAUUGCAAAGUUCAAGAAGCUGAGUAGAGAAAAGGGUAUUCCAGAAGAAAAUAUUAUAUACUUAGGCGAUACUGACAACUGUCCCAACCAUGAAUAA